UGUGAAUUUUUUUUGAUAAAAAUGCAUGCAUUGGUUUUUUCCCUCAAAUAUAAUUGACAAUGAAUAAAUAUAAAAUGACAUUCUCUGAGCUUCUUCCACUUACAUAGUGUAGGUAAAUAUAUUAUAUUUGUAAUGGUAUAUGAAGUAAUAUAUAGUAGAUAGAAUUCAUGCACAGAUAAUUUUCUUAAUUAUAAAGCAGCAAGUUGGAUAACAAAAAAUGUUCACUUACUGAAGGAAUAAAUAUCCACAUGGGUAUGUAUACAAUUAGGCGUAUUAUAUAUACAAACUGGAGCUAUAUAUAUAAUUAUGUGUGUGAACACAGAUAAUUAAUAUCAUAUCUGCAGUAUCAAACUAGUUUCUACAUGGGGCAAUCUGAGGGUGCAGCAAAUCAGAAACAACUUUCUUUGCCUGCUGAAGUUGAAUGUGACAAUUAACCUAGUUUGUAUUUUCCUUGGAAAUUUUUCUUUUGUUUCUAAAUCGGGGUGUGCUAAGGAAAUUAUUAUACGCAUAAGUCCAUAAUGCCUCAGCUGAUAUACAUUUUGAGGAUUAUUCUCAAGGCGGUUUUAAACUUAAAGAUUGAUAGUUACUUCCACGAUUACCCUUUACAGAGCAAAGAGAUUGAAAGUGACCUUCAAUAUACUCACUUCAUUAUGCUGUAUAUUUUUGAGGGUAAUUUCUCAACUUAAUUAAUUAACCAUUCCUGUUUUUAUGUUUUGUUUAUUUGUUUGCCCCUAAAGUUUAGAAAAAAUGAAAAAAAAAACCCACACUUGUAGCCUUGUAUAUAUAUACACGCAUUGAGAUCGAUCAUAAGUCUAUCAGAUCAAGUUCAUUAAUUCUCUUGCUUUUCCUUACACUCACAACACCAAACACAAUAUGGCUGGUGCAAGAUCAAAGGCUGAUGUUACCUCUCCUCUCAGAUAUGAUGAACGCUUACGAAUUCUUGAGGCUGCCACAGAGAAGAUGAGGAAGGAGGGUGCACUUGAUUCAAACCUCAACCUUGGUGUGAUGGCUUCUCGAACCGUGAACUAUGAUCGCCCUGAGCUUGAGCUUCUUGUUCGACUUGCUCAAGGUAAUGCUCUAUCCACACAACUGUUGAGAAACAGAGGAGAUCCCACUACUGAAGGUUUGAAGCUGACAAUUAAUGGUGAUUUCACAUCGGCGAUGGUAGAUGUGAAACCUGCAAGUGAGAAUGAAAGCUCUGGCUCUUCUCCAUGAUGCUGCUGGCGAGGAAAGACAGAGGACUAGGUCGUAUAUCAAGAAAGAAGACAAAUUAUACUCUACUGAUAUGGGUUUGAUGCAUAUACUACUUUAUUGUAUGGUGAUAAUAUCAUCUGAUGCAUAUAGUUUAAUAAUGUCCGGUACGUAAAUAUUAACUGGUAAAUGUUUUUAUUUUGACAACUCUCUGUUUCUCUCUCUCUAUUUGGUAUAUGAAGUAUACCGUUGAAAAGUU
Molecule: messenger RNA, 1450 nt
Organism: Arabidopsis lyrata subsp. lyrata
Lineage: Eukaryota; Viridiplantae; Streptophyta; Magnoliopsida; Brassicales; Brassicaceae
Exons: 3
Coding region: 874-1215 (113 amino acids)
Source: RefSeq, a predicted model, not a curated record